Messenger RNA from Gadus chalcogrammus (walleye pollock), 5236 nucleotides. RefSeq names its product Rho guanine nucleotide exchange factor (GEF) 37 (gene arhgef37). Gene Ontology annotation, molecular function: protein binding; guanyl-nucleotide exchange factor activity. The transcript has 15 exons. NCBI's taxonomy places the organism in Eukaryota, Metazoa, Chordata, Actinopteri, Gadiformes, Gadidae. Gene Ontology annotation, cellular component: cytoplasm. The record is from RefSeq and is a predicted model, not a curated record. Bases 649 to 3039 code for a protein of 796 amino acids.
GCGGAGUUCAAUGUCAUUGCGCGACACAAACAAACACAGACACACCCGCAGUGUGUGCAAUUCGUGACCAGUGAAUUUUUUUCACUGAUCGUCAGCCGAUGUUUUCUUCUGUUCCGUGGGUAGGCAACGACCUGCCCGUUCGAUCGUGGAGUUCUACCCCCCCUCCUCUUUCUUCCAUCAUUUCUGAACCGUAUUGAGGAAACGAACCGAUCGCUUAUUUUGUUUUUAAUUGCCUUCCGCGUUGGGUCGGUGUGGUUUUUUUGAUGUACACAUGGGAAGAUGUGGCAAGAAACCGAAUGAUCGCGAUAUAACAGGCCGACUGACAAACGACUGUCUCUGGUAAUGUGCGGUUUUAAUCUCCUGUGUUCAUUGCGUUGGCCGCAAACAUGCGGUUCUCUCCAGGUACUAACUGGAUCUGCAGUCAUGAAUGGAAUGGAGCCGACCUAAAGCCUAGUCAUCAUGCUGCCUCUCCCUCCACUGCAGCAAAAUCUGCUCCAUCGUAGUUAAAGCUCAGAGCACAACCACAGAGCGAGAGAGAGAGAAAGAGAGGGACACCGAGCCAGAGAGCAGAGGUUUGCUGAAGCUCAACUGUGGAUUAUGCACACGUGACUCCAUCACCACCAUCACCGCCCAACCCUUCCAGCCAGCAUGCAGGUAUCAAGGAGGGCUCAGCCUGCCUCCCCACAGCUAGCACUCCCAUCGCGGGACUCCUCUGACUUCUCUCCCCCUGGAGGAGAUGGAGGAGGAGGAAGAGGAGAGGAGGAGACAGUCAGCGAGGAGAUGGACUUCUUCACGGAUGAAGAGGUCGGCGAGGAUAUUGGGGCGUACCUGGGUCUGGACAUGGAUCUCUCUGGGUCUUUAGAGGCGUUGGGAGCCAAACUCUCUGAUUCGAGGAUCUCCGCAGAGGAGACCGCAGACUCCCCACGGACUACAGAAGGGGGCGCGGGGGCGUCGGAGGUGCGGGGGCACGACGAGGAGGAGCGGGAGGCCGACCGAACGCGUCUCAGCGAGGAGGAGGAGGCGGCCGCCAGGGAGAAGGCAGCCCAGAGACAGCUGCUGGCCAUCGAGGAGCUGGUCCACACGGAGAGGAACUAUCUGCGGCUGCUGCAGCUGGCUUCAGUCACCAUCAGGAACAACCUGAGCAAGAUGGAGCCUCCUCUAGUGGGCCUGAGCAGUAUGUUCCUCCAUGUGGAGGAGGUGAUGGAGGUGUCUGGUCGGCUCCUCAGCCUCCUGGACCAGAAGCUGGUCAAGCCUGGAGACCCUCAGUACCUCCAUAUCCUCUGUGACUCCUUCCUCAGUAUGUCCCCUGACAUCGAGGAGUCCUACAAAGAGUUCCUGGCCAACUACACCCUGGUGACGACCUUGGAGAACACUUACAAACAAAAGGAGGCGUUGUGGACCGAGAUCGUCAAGGUCAUCAAGACCUCAGCGCCGGAGGUCAACGCCACGUCUCUGAGCUUCUUCCUGGUGAUGCCCGUGCAGCGCAUCGCUCGCUACCCGCUGCUCCUGCAGACCAUCAAGAAGCACACGGAGACGGCGCACCCCGCGUACAAACGCCUGGAGGAGGCCGCGCACACCGCCAUCGCCCUCAACUGCCGCAUCAACGAGUACAAGCGCUUCCGGGAAGUGGCCGAUAAGUACAAGAAGACGGAGACGCUGAGCAUCAAAGAUAAGAUCAACCGCCUGAACAGUCACAGCAUCGCCAAGAAGACCGCUCGCCUCAGCCAGUACAUCAAACACGAGACCGGGAUGGCUUCCAAGCUGGUGGACGAGGAGUUUGACGCCCUGGAGAUGUUCUUCUACGUCCUGGAGAAGGGAAUCCUGGAGCUCCAUGACAACGUUGGGUCCUACCUGCGCCACCUACAGGAGUUCCUGGCGUGCCGGCCAGAGGAGUGUGAUCUAGACCUGGACGGAGACAAACCCGCCAUCUGCUACAAGGAGAUCCAGACGGCUCUCAGACAGUGGAUCCUGCCCACGUUUGAGAAGAGGAUGAGGUCCUUGAUCUACAAACCUCUGUGUUCCCUGAGGGACCUUCUGGCGGGACCCAGGAACCUGAUCCGGAAGAGACUGGACAAGCUGCUGGACUAUGAGGUCCUGGAGGCCCGGCCCAGCCUCAACUACGAGGAGCAGGCCAUCGCCAGCACCUACAGGACCAUCAACACCCUGCUCCUGAAUGAGCUCCCCCAGUUCAACGGCCUGGCUCUGGGCAUGAUGUGGUCCGUCUUGGGGACCUUCAGCUCCCUGCACCUGGACCUCACCUCUGAUAUGGAGCAACUCUUCCAGGGCUUCGCUCAACAGCUUCCCCACAGCUCUCUGGAGCCAGGUGCAUUCUGGGAGUGGGCGGAGCAUGCGGUACUAGAGGGCGCGAGGAACCUGGAGAGUGUGUGUUGCAACGUGGAGGAAACACUCAGCGCCCCAAUCAGCCAGCCCCUGAGCCCGUCCUCCCAGCGCCGGCUGGCCCUCCUCACCCAGAAGCACGGCUCGGAGAAGAUCUUCCAGGUGAGCGGUGCGGUGGUGGGCGGCCGGGACCUGGACCUGAGCCUGGGCCGCGGGGAGCUGGUGGCGGUCGUCAGCCAGAAGGACAGCCGCGGGGACAAGAGGAGGUGGCUGGUGGACGCUGGCGGUCCCAGAGGCUACGCGCCUUCCGCCAAGCUGAUUCGCUAUCGCCAGGCAGUGGAGGACCCGCCCCCUUCCCCCCACCUGACCCUGCCUGUGGUCCCGGCCGGGCAGAGAAGGCACUCCUACUCCCCAGAGACCAGGAGCUUGACCCUGCCAGCCAUGAGCCGGCCCUGCUUCCAGGUGUUUGUGAGCUACGACUUCACGGCCAGCGGCGCCCGCGAGUUCUCCGUGCGCGCGGGCGAAGCCGUGCGCGUCCUGGAGUCUCACGACAAGGGCGGCAACCCCGACUGGAGCCUGGUGGAGGCGGCGCAGGGUCGCCGCGGCUACGUGCCCUCCAACUACCUGGUCGUCAUGCCGACCACGCCCACCGGACAGCCCGCCGCGCCGGGAGCGCUGUCGAGUCGUGCCUCCUUCCACUAGGAGCCGAGGUGGGAAGUGAAGGAAGGAGGAGGCGACGGAUGGAUACGAGACAGUUUGCCAGGAUGCAAUGGUUGCCAUGGAGUCCCAGGAAUUGUUCCUGUUUGACGGCCGAGAGUAAGAGAGGGUGAAACCGUCCCCCUUUUUUGAUAACACGGGCAAUUUAUUCAGAGUAUUCUGAUUGGUCGAUAAGAGACACUGUUUUUGUGUUUGUCGAGCUCGCACGCUGAAACGAAGAGAAGGAGAAAGAGUUUGGUGUUUGUAUGAAGCACCUUUCUUUGUGCCCAUCUCAACAAACGGGAUACAUUAACCAUACCGGUCUAUGUUAUGCUAUUGUGUUAACACUGGUAGCUACACUAGCGUUACCCUCUAGGUGGCGCUGUUCCCUAGAAACCCUGCUUGCAGUCAUGUGAACAAACGAUGAAGAUGAAGGAUUUGUCAACUAUGAACGGUAGAUGAAAGAUGAGGUGUGUGUGUGUGUGUGUGUGUGUGUGUGUGUGUGUGUGUGUGUGUGUGUGUGUGUGUGUGUGUGUGUGUGUGUGUGUGUGUGUGUGUGUGUGUGUGUGUGUGUGUGUGUGUUUGUGCGCGCCCACCCACCCACCCACCCACCCAGUAUGAAGCUCAGCAACUGGAAACUUCUUGGAUGAAACCAUCCUGAUUGGAUAAUCAAACGGUUCAAAUCACAUUAGUUCUGGAGUAAACCAAGACAUGUUUGAAUGUGAAUGCCAAACCCCUAGGGGUGCUUUAAAAUGAGAUUAGGAUGAAAGGGAAACCUUAGUUUCUACAUUUGCAUUGUGCUGCUGUAGGCCUACUGUCAACCGUUUCUGGAACUUGUCUGUUUGAAAGUAAUAAAGGCGUUUAUAUGUCUAACCACUAGAGGGGGUAGGUGGUCUACGAAAGCGAGCGAGGGAGCACGAGAGAGAGCGUUGAUUGCUUGUGAUUUGAACAGAAGAACACAUUACCGUAUUUCAGUAUUUGGUGCCAAUACUUUACGCGCAACCUUAAUAAAACCCCUGUAUAUAUUGUUAUAAUUCUCUAGUGUCAGCUCAACAUUUAUGUAUGUAUUUGGCAUGUUUUGACCUGCUGUCGAUGUACUUUUACUGAUUACAGCGUUUCUAAUGGUGUAUUUAUUGGUAUUUAACAGAGAUAUUUUUUUCUGUAUUUAUUGAAAGUCUCCUGUUAACAGCUUGAAUCAUGAGCUUUUUGAAGUGUUUGCCAAAGACAGGUUGUACCAGCAUACACACACACACACACACACACACACACACACACACACACACACACACACACACACACACACACACACACUGUUGCGUAGAUACUCACAAAAACAGAUCAGAUACCAACACACAUUAAUACAAAGAGACGAUAAAACAGUUUUAGUUCGCCUUCAGACUAACACCUUCAUCUCAAUAAAGAAAUUUCAAAAUGUUGAUUUCUGUAUUUAAAGUGGCCUUUUCUGAGAGAGAUACUCCAAGGUUUAUAGAUCAUUUAGCAGAAGCUUGAAUCAUCAAAUCUGAGCAUGCACCAAAAGGUUGGCUAUUCAUGUCAAACCCUCCUGGAAAAUAAAUGACAUGCAAAUACAUCAAGAGCAGGAACAAAGAUUCAGAACUCUGGACAGCACCAGGGCCAACAAAGUCAAGUCAUCCAUAGUCAAUGUUGUAUAGUACCGCGGUGUAUUGAUUGGCCAUAGAGAACACCUGCCGGUCUUGAGCCAACACACAUCUGUCAGCAAUAAAGAUGAGCCCCUGUUAUUUUCCUCGAGAGGAGGACGCUUGCACCUGACAGGUGAGUCAAUGUGUGGUAUGAAGAAGCCAGCGUACAUGAUGGGGUCAAAGUAGAGGGAACUGUAGACGCGUCAACUGCAGUCUGUCUUACCAUGUGUCUCACCAGUUCCCCACAUGUCGUCCAAACAGACUCCUGAGUUACAGCCCUAUAAAGGAAUUAUACCCUGGUCUGGAAAUUAGUAGAAGUUGGUUUUCUCCCUGGCUGCCAUUUGACUUCAUUUGAUUGAAUAAACUUUUAUUUAAAAUCAAAUUGGUACCGUCCACUUUUCAAUCAUGUUUGCCAAAAUACAGGUAAUUCGACCCGAUGGACAAAUGUGUCUGUUUAGGUGCUACCACUUGACAAAUGCGUGGCUCUGUUAACUGCAAGCAAUAAUUUAAAUGGUUGUAUAACGAAGAAUGUGUGCUGGCUUGUG